AUGAAUAAAAAUGAUCCAAAUCGAAAACCUUUUGGCUUUCCAUAUGAUCCAUAUCCAAUCCAAAGUCAAUUAAUGAAUGCAAUUUAUAAUUCGGCUGAACAGGGAAGUAUUGCUAUUUUUGAAUCUCCUACUGGAACUGGAAAAUCUUUGUCUACAAUAUGCGCGUCCCUAACAUGGCUCGAGGAAAACGAAAAAAGGCAUCUAGAAGAUGUUGAGAAGCGAAUACGAGAAUUAUGUUUGAAUUUGCAAGAAGACGGUUAUGACACAGAUUGGAUAAAUGUACACAAACAAAAGAUGGAUAUUGAACAAGAAUUGGAUGAACUUCGGGAAGAAAAAGCAAAACAACAAAGAAUACAACAAAGAUUGGCACAAAUACGUCAAGAUCAGAAAGAAUUUAGAGAAUCUGGAAUUAAAAAGAAUAGAAAAAUACGUAGAGGGAAGAGAUCUCGUUCAGUAGAAAAUGAUUUAGAGAAUGCUCCUCCUCCUGCCUCUUCUGAUAUUAUUACUUUAGAGGAUGAUAGUGACAACAAAAAUGAUUUUAAUAAAAGAAGAGAUAGAGAUUUACUUCUCAGUGAUAGCGAAGAAGAAGGCGAUGAAAAGAAAGCUUUCAAUAAUUCAAUUAAUGGUGACCCUCCAGAAAGUGAACCUGUCCUUCGGUGUAAUAAAUUAAUUUAUGCUAGUCGAACUCAUUCUCAAUUGGAACAAUUUGUUAAAGAAUUGCAGAAAACAAAUUUCAAGCCACGGGUAUUAACAUUGGGUUCGAGGCAGAUGCUUUGUGUUAAUGAAGAAGUUCGCGAACUUGGAGAAGGCAAAUUAAUUAAUGAUCGAUGUAAUGAACUUCUUAGCAGUUCAGGCAAGAAUACUGAAGACGGGAAGCGUCCAAAAUUGGAAUGUGAAGUCCCAAAAAGUGGUUGUGGUUGUUCUUAUGCAAAAGGUGAUGCUAUAGAAGAAUUAUCUGAUGCAAUAUUGGCUGUUGAUGAAGAUGAAAAAUUUGUUGGUCAAGCUAGAGGGAUUUCACAAUUAGUAAAGUUGGGGCGUCAAAGACAUGGAUGCCCAUAUUAUGCAAGCAAAACAGCUUUAGGAUUAAGCCAAUUAAUUUUAGUCCCUUACAAUAUUUUAUUGCAUAAAAGAACGAGACAGGCGUGGAAUCUUGAUUUGUCAGGAAAUGUUAUUAUUGUUGAUGAAGCACAUAAUUUAUUACAAACAUUGGCUAGCAUACAUACUGUAGAAUUAAGCAAUAAUCAAUUAGAUGUUUGUUGUCAAUGUUUAAGUGAUUAUAUGGAACAUUUUCAAGAUCGUUUAAGUUUUCGCAAUUUACGCAAUGUUAAACAACUUCACUGUCUAGCAUAUUCAAUGUAUCAAUUUCUUGGUUCUAUUUCUAAAGAAAAAGGGUCUUCUACAGAUGGAACUGUUAUUAAUAUGGCACAUUUUUUUGCUCAAUUAGGCGAUGCAAUAAAUAUAGACUUAUGCCGUUUACUUUCAUAUCUCGAAAAUUCACAAUUAUGCAGAAAAUUGAGAAAUUUUCGGCUAAGAUAUCGUCCACAAGUAACAAUAUACAACCCUAAUCUUGCUCCUGUAAAUAUUACACCUUUAUAUCAACUUCGUGAUUUUAUUGAAGCUUUAACUUCUCGGUCGGAAGACGCCCGUAUAGUUAUUGACCGAACAAAUAUUCGAGAUCCUCGUUUACGCUUUAUUUUACUCAACCCAGCAGAAAAAUUGAGAGAUAUAGUAAAUGAAUGUCGAUCGUUAAUUUUACUUGGAGGAACAAUGAGACCAGUUGAUCAAUUAAUGGAUGCAUUUAAAAGAGUUUGUAAAAUACCCCAACAACGAAUUAAAGUAUUUUCUUGUGGACAUGUAAUUGGGCCUAAACAACUUUUGGCUAUCUCUAUUGGUAAAGGACCAGAUGAUAAACCAUUAAGUUUAAAUUUUGCAAAUCGUGAUUCUGAAUCAGUUUUACGUUCAUUGGCCCAAUCUUUUAUUAAUUUAAUUAGACAAAUACCUAAUGGAGUUGUUGCUUUCUUUCCUAGUUAUGCUUUUCUCGGAACAUUUAUUCGAUCAAUUCGUUCUUCUGGACAUUUUGAACAAUUAGAGAGAAGAAAGGAAAUAUUUAUUGAAACACGUGCAGGAAAAGAAGAAACAUCCAUUUGGCCAACAUUUUGUAGAGCUGCUGUUACUCAACGUGGGGCUCUUUUAAUGGCUGUUGUUGGGGGGAAAUUGAGUGAAGGAAUUAAUUUUUCUGAUGAAUUGGGACGGUGUGUUUUGAUGGUUGGUGUUCCUUAUCCAAAUAGACAAUCAGCUGAAUUACAAGAGAGAAUGAAAGUAAUUUUUAAUAUGUAUUUUAAAUCUGGGGGUUUUAAGAAAAGAACCAUUGAAACUUGA
Molecule: messenger RNA, 2379 nt
Organism: Meloidogyne enterolobii
Lineage: Eukaryota; Metazoa; Nematoda; Chromadorea; Rhabditida; Meloidogynidae
Source: the annotation of a GenBank genome assembly